AUGCAGGGCCUAGAAGCCCUGAACAGCGGAGCAGAGAGCUGCGGAAUAUACAGUGACUCACGAGCUGCUUUGCAGACAGUGACCAAUCCCGGGUCUAUGCACUCCCUCGCAAUCGAGGCGCGCCGAAACCUCAGCGUGGCCUUGACCCGUGGCAAAGCUGUGACCUUGUUCUGGAUCAAGGCCCACGCCGGCAUCGAUGGCAACGAGCGCGCCGACGAGCUUGCAAAAGAAGCAGCACUUUCGAGUCGGAGGAAGCCUGAUUAUGACCGGUGCCCGAUCUCAUUCGUCAAGGGGGAUCUUCGAAGCGACUCUCUUGACGAAUGGAACAGGAGGUAUAAAACGGGCGUGACGGCCUCCGUCACGAAAGUGUUCUUCCCGGAUGCGAGGGAGGCAUAUCGCUUGGUGCGCAAAAUACAGCCGCAGGGCAUCGUUACUAGCAUCUUUACGGGCCAUGGGGGGUUCUCCCAAUACACACCGCUUCAAGUGUCGGAGAGCCCGUCAUGCGUCUGCGACCCUGCGGUUGAAGAGUCUGUCCAGCACAUUUUAUUUGAGUGUCCAGUGUUUGGGGCUAAACGCUACAACCUCGCCCAAAAAAUAGGAAACAAUGUGACGAUCGGCGAAGCCUACGGGCUCGUCGCAAGCAAAAGAACAAGAGCCGAAUUUAUGGAAUAUGCGGAAGCCAUAUGUAGGACUGUAGUGGAAAGGAACGCAUCGGACUAA
This is a messenger RNA of Helicoverpa armigera (cotton bollworm), 720 nucleotides long. RefSeq lists its product as uncharacterized. Gene Ontology annotation, molecular function: RNA-DNA hybrid ribonuclease activity; nucleic acid binding. The coding region runs from base 1 to 720 and encodes 239 amino acids. NCBI's taxonomy places the organism in Eukaryota, Metazoa, Arthropoda, Insecta, Lepidoptera, Noctuidae. The transcript has a single exon. The record is from RefSeq and is a predicted model, not a curated record.